Messenger RNA from Effrenium voratum, 2601 nucleotides. Lineage: Eukaryota; Dinophyceae; Suessiales; Symbiodiniaceae. The record is from the annotation of a GenBank genome assembly.
AUGAAUGACCCGCGGAAGGAGUAUAUCGUUCAAUGCAUCAUCAGUGUGCUGAAUAUACCACGCAAUGAGUUUCGAAGCAACACGACCUCCAAUACAUGCUUGGAGAAGUUCUUGGACCAUCCAAACGAGAAGGUUCUCCAGGCGGUGGAGAAUGAUUCCAGUGACACGUCGAAACGCACUGUAACUUUGCAGCUGGGCUUUUCCUCCUACAUGGAGGGGGUUCCAGAGAUGCAUUUCAUCAAGACUUCCUAUGAGCCAUUGACAGAAGGUAACAUCCCCAGACUCGUCAUGAUAUCGUCAUUGCGAAUGUCCCCGGUGCGGAGUCUCUUCUACAACGUGCGCGAAGUCUUCAUGCCGCUUUUGGUGGAGAGUGGCAAAGAGGCGGACGGCCUGGAGGGGCGCUUGACGGACUGCUUGGUGGAGCUGGACGCGGGGCUCAACGCCUCCCUGCGCCGGGGCCUGCGGAAUCGCAACGUGGGGGACUUCGAGGAUUCGGACGUGUCCGGCAUCGUCACACCCAUCGACGAGGUGCGGUUCUGGGAGGAGCUGAAGAAUGCGACCGGGGUGGGUGAUUCGGCGGUGGACCGCGCCACGAAGUUCUCGGAAGCCUUGUCCCCCAUUGCCUCGGACUUGGAGGAGAUGUCCAAAAAGACCUUCGCGCAACUCCUGGAGUUCACGGACAACGUGAUGGAGGCAGUGGAUGGUUUGUGGCAGAGUGAGGCCACCCCGGCAUAUCCUGCGGCACGAAUGCUGCACUUCUUGAGGAUUCUGUCUGGCGCCUUCGGGCGCUGUGUGCAGUCCCGGCUCAACAGCCUGAACGUGUGGACCUCCUCCUUCUCGCAAGUGUCUAAGCACAUUCGCGAGGGGCACAAAGUCUGCGAGCGAUGGAACGAGAUUACGCUGGAUCUCACAGAUGUGCAGUGGCGAUCCACUGAGAAUACGUGGGAGGGGGAGGCGUACAAGGACCAUUUCCUCAGCAACCUGGCGACCCGCAUCCAGGAGGUGAGCCAGCUGCGGGGCCAGCACGAUCAGAUCCUGAAGCUGCUGAGCGAGGAGGAGCUCAAGGCCAUGCAGGUGGAGAGCUGCUUCGAGCCCUUCGCCAAGCUGUCGGCCUUCAGCUACAACGAGUACACCGUCCCCGCCUGGCUCUCCGCGCUCGGCGACUAUGAGGCCCGCAUGGCGCCCAUCGAGGCGCGAGUGGCGGAGCGCCUCAGGGCGGAGCUCUUUGCGAAGACGUCCAACCCCGCGCAGACGGUGCGGGUCUUCCAAAGGUAUCAAGAUCUGCUGGAGAGGAAGAACAUCCGGGAGUCCCUGACCAACGAGCGGGAGCGGCUCUUGACGGAGCUGGACGACUUCCUGGGGCGCGUGCAGUCGGAGCUGGAAACCUUCGACCCCAACAACCUCCCGGCCGGCAGAGGAAUGAGCCUGCAUGCCCGCAAGAUGGUCUGGGUGGAGCACUUCCGCAGUAAGGCGGAUUUGGCCGCCCGGCCCCUGGCGGGCUUCCUCAAGGACCUGCACUCUGCAGGCAAGGUGAGCGGCACCUACCGCAAGGUCCGAGCCGAGCUGAAGGAGUAUCGGAACAAGGCAUACAAGGACUGGUGCGAGGAGGUAGAGAGUCAGCUCCGGGACCCCGAGGACCCCAUCGCCCUGGAGAUGAAUUCCCGCGUCAUGGACUUCGACACCGCUCAGCAGGGCGCCCUCAAGAUCACCUACUCGGAGCGACUCAUCGAGCUGGUGAAGGAGGCCCGGGUCUUCGAGCAGAUGGGCUGCAACAUCCCCAGCAAGGUCAAGGCGGCGGUGCAGGACGGGCUGAAGUUCUACCGCUUCGCGGUGCAGCUGAAGCAGGUCUGCAACUUCUACAACACCUUGUCGGCGGAGCUGCUGCCCUCGCAGAAGCUGAUGGUGCUGCAGCCAGCUUUGGCCUUCGAGCAGCUCUUCAACGAGAAGAGCGGCAUGAAGAAGGUCCAGUGGAACAAGCUGGAUCAAUUGGAGUCCUUCACCCGCCACGUCAAGGAGGGUGCAGAGCGCCUGCGCGGGGUGAACCGGCGCCUGCGCAACGGCCAUAGCCAGGUGUCACAAGAGGUGAUCCAACUGGCCAACAUCAGCCUACUGCGCCAGCGCGAUCAGUGGAAGCAGAAGCUGACACAGAUCCAGAAGGCCAUCGAUGCCACCAUCGGCGCCUGCGGGUGCCAAGUGGCAGAUGCCAAGCCAUGGAAGUCCCACUGGGACUAUCAGAUCUUCAAAAUCAUGGAGGUACAGUACCGCUUUGGUCUGGAGAGCCUCAAUGAGAACUUGCCCGAGAUGAAGGCGGACUUGAUCCUGGCGCAGAAGCAGCUGAAAUUGAAGCCACCGUUGGAAGAGCUCAAGACGUUGUACUUCAAGGAGGAUCAAGUCCUUCAUCUCCCUACCUUUACAAUUCAAGGGCCUGGAGGGUGCUGCCCACGUGUACAAGGUCAUGCCGGACCGGAACGCGGAGGGGAUCGCGGUGGUUUUCCAGAAGGCGAACGACUUGUUCGUGAAGGUGCACCAGCUGCAGAACUCCUUCGCCCCAUGGCUGGUGGUGGGCAUGAUGCCAGAGAGGGUCCAGGAGUUGGUGGAUGA